Molecule: messenger RNA, 2258 nt
Organism: Gasterosteus aculeatus aculeatus (three-spined stickleback)
Lineage: Eukaryota; Metazoa; Chordata; Actinopteri; Perciformes; Gasterosteidae
Source: RefSeq, a predicted model, not a curated record
CAGGUAGAUAGAGAGUCCAGAGUCUGCCUGAGGAAGGAGAGGCGACGACAUCCAUUUCUAGUGGACCGGAGUGAAACAUUACAGGGACCAGAGCAGGAGAAACAGCCAGAGGGGAGUUCAAACACCAUUUCAACACUUUCGUAAGAGACUUCAGAACCAGAGAAGCGACCUGCUGACUUCCUGUCGCCUUCCUGAGCGCCACCAGGAUGGCGUCCCCCGAGGAACGCCGAGGACCGGAGAGAGACGGCUCGUGCUUCAGCAGGGCGGCCAGAGCCAUCCGGAGAGCCCUGAUCUGCAGAUGUAGUUACGCCAAACCUGCCCCCACCCUUACACCCUCCUCUACCCCUUCCCUCUCCACUGCCCCCUCCGAGGCAGAUUCAGAGGAGUCUAAUUCCUUUAUAACCGGUGCAUCUGCCUUUCUCCCUGGCCGUUCUUAUACUCAAAAGGACGAUACAUAUUAUUCUCCCACAAAACAGUUUUCGCGUCAAACAAAUCGUAAAAGUUCCGGCACAGAGAAAAGAACAAAAACAGAUUCCACUCCGCCUUCUUCUGUCAUCUCAUACAAGCCAUCACCUCCAUCGAUCACGACAUACUUCCCAGGAGCCGGUCAGAAGAGGGCGGAGCCUGUUUCACACCUUCCGAACAGAUCAGAACAUGACGUGGACCCUGACUGCUCUCAGUCCCUCAUCCCGAUGGUCGAAGGCCCCCCACCUGCACGAUGCCGCUCCGCGCUCGCCAGGGACUCGCCCGCUGCCGAUGCGUUUGAGUCUUCCCCCACAGAGCACGAGAGGGAGCCGGGAGGAGACGCCGACGUUCUGACGGAAACGGCCGCUUCCUUUGCAGCCGCGAGCCACUUGGUCACCGGCGCUUCACCGGCGGCGGGUCAGCAGGAGUUCACGCCCGACAUCACGGCCGAUGAGGGCGACGAGACCUUCAGGUUGCGGUGCUCCGGUCCGGGUCUGUACCUGUGCAGCAUGACCGGCCUGGUGUUCCACAUGGGGGGCGAUGGGGGGGAAGUGGUUUACAGGAUCGUCCCCUGGGACUGGAGGCUGCUGGACCGCCAUCACAAGAAGCCCGCGGGACCCUUGUUCAACAUCGAAUGCGAGCAGCGGUCCGUGCUCGGCCUUCACCUCCCUCACUGCGAGAUCCAGAGUGGCGGGGGGGGCGACUUCCUGUCAGUGGCUCAUGUGGAAGACGAGGGCGUGGAGUUCCUCCGCCCGAGGGAGGUGACGGAGACUCACGUCGUGGUGGACGUCUCGGGGCUUUCUGCUCUUGGCAACGUCAGGGACGGGGAUUCCCCCCCCCAGCCGGUCCGAGCGCUGGUUCUGCUCUUCUACCGGCCCCCAAACGACCCAGACGACCCGGAGUCCCUCCUCAACGUGUUGAUGCUGCCGAGUAACGCGGUGGUGGAUAAGGUGCUGAGCGCCCGGGGGAAGCUGGUCGAGCCUGAGUCCUACAUAGAGACGACCUCGCAAUGCAAACUGCACCCGGACCGGGAGUACGUCCUCUCCACGAGUCCCAGGGACGACCGGGUCAUAGUUCAGCCCACCAAGGCCGAGUUUCACUGCAACUACUACGACAACUACAUCCCGUCCUUCCAGGUGACCCUUGAGACGAGGCUGAAAGAGAUUAAGCUGUUUCUGAAUGAAGGCGACGGCUCCCUCAGCGUUUGGGAAAGACGAGUCGUCCUCUCGGACGCGGUUGUGGCGUCCCGCAGGCCGAGCGCUCUGGACCUCGUCCACAGCGAGAGGCUGCUGAAGGUACGAAGCAACCUCGUCAAGAGGAUCUCUGAGCCUGUGCUCAAGAGUCUGCUGGACCGACUGUUGGAGAAGACGGUGAUCACUGACGGCGAGUGGGAGGCAGCGGGGGCGAUGCCGAACAACAGCGACAGAGCUCGCUUCGUCAUCGAUGCCGUGAGGAGGAAGGGCGAUGACGCCAGUUUGGAGAUGAUCGAGUUCCUCAAGGAGGUCGACCCGUUCCUCUGCGAACACCUGGGGUUGAUGUGAAGCCGUUCCUCUGCCGGCCUGUUUACUGUUGAUGCUUCUCACAAUCUCACAUUUAGUAGUUGAGAUAAUGGGGUCUUUUGUAAUUUUCCCUAUUUUGUUGCUUAUCGAUUUGUACAACCUUUUACCCAGAAUUCCAUCACGGGGAAAUAUUUUUGACUGAUUAUUUGUUGUAAAAACAGAAAACAGGUUAAAUUUGUACUGUAUGGCACAGGACAUUUUCUUUGUAGAAAUAAACAAUAAUUUGAAACCCAA